AUGGGGUCACUCAAGUUAGACAGUCUUGGAUCCCACUCCACCUCUACACAUAGGAGGGGAGGCUUAGUCCUGGAGUACAUGGUUACUAACAACCAGGUGAACUUUGUAAAACUUUUGUUAUUCUUUUCCAUUGGGAACGUUGCUCAACGGCACUUGAAAUGCAGAUUCCCCUAUGGCCUUGAUUGUUGUGAUGGAUAUUACAGAACAUAUAACAACUCCUGUACAGCUUGUCCAAGUGGAUUUCAUGGAAAAAACUGUAGUACGAGGUGUAUAUUCCCUGCCUAUGGAGUGGGCUGUUUAGAAGAAUGCAGAUGCAACAAGUCCUUGUGUAAUUUUAUUGUAGGAUGCCCUGCAGAUCAAGGAAUAGAAAAGAAAACCUCUUCCUUUGUCAGCUUUCUUACAACACAUUUGCCAAAAAGGUCACUUGAAGUUGAAGACAUGUUCCAUUCAACAGCCAGUAGUGAAACGGGUAUUAUUCCCUAUUUUUUCUUAACUUCUGUUAUUAUAAAAUAAUACAAUUUUAAAAGAUUUGACAUU
Molecule: messenger RNA, 537 nt
Organism: Saccostrea cuccullata (small rock oyster)
Lineage: Eukaryota; Metazoa; Mollusca; Bivalvia; Ostreida; Ostreidae
Exons: 5
Coding region: 1-513 (170 amino acids)
Source: RefSeq, a predicted model, not a curated record